Messenger RNA from Microtus ochrogaster (prairie vole), 983 nucleotides. RefSeq names its product ral guanine nucleotide dissociation stimulator-like. NCBI's taxonomy places the organism in Eukaryota, Metazoa, Chordata, Mammalia, Rodentia, Cricetidae. The record is from RefSeq and is a predicted model, not a curated record. The transcript has 5 exons. Bases 1 to 870 code for a protein of 289 amino acids.
AUGUUCUCCCACGUGCAGACUUCUGAUGGCUCAGGCCACCAAAAAGCCAAGAGUUGUGGCCUUGGCCACCUUUUGAGAUGUUGGGUGUGGCCAUUUAUUCAACACCUCUGGCCAUUUUCCCUCAUGGAAGCCAAGAAUCAAAAAAAGCUGGAUAAACCCCUCACGUUCAAUACCAACAGCCCAGACUACCUGGGAAGAUUCAUUAGCUGUUUACCAAGAGCCUUCAAGCAACAGGACACGGCGUGCAUAUAUAUAUUUUUGGCCAUCUACCAAAAAUUUUCUACCACCUGGGAGGUGCUGGACCUAAUAAUUAAAAUGUAUGGAUCUUUCCGUCCUGACUGUGUGGAGGAUCAGGAAAAAAAGACUGCUAUAUUGUGGUUUCUGUCCUUGUGGCUCAGAAAACACCCCCAGGACUUCUGUGACUAUCCGGACAUGGCCACCGUGAAGAGGCUGGUGGACUACAUAAGGUUAAACGCGCCGUCCACAGAGGUUGCUAUGCAAACGGAGGAGCUCCUAUCAAUGCUGCGGGAGCAGGAGUCCAAAACGGAUUGCGGCAUCAUCCGGGCAACAACACCAGAAGCCACAGUGCUGGAUGCCUCAGGGGUGCCAAAGACGCUGCCUCUGAGAACAGCUUCUGUGGGAGGGCCACAGGGAGAUCUGAAACCCCUAGAGAAUCCUGCAGUUUGGGGACCAAUUGUGCCAGAAGCUGGACCCGUACAGCUUCUGAAUUUAGAUCAGCCUCUGCCCGCAUCAUCCAAUACACUAGAUGUGGCUGCAGAUGCCCCCGGCGCCAGACACUCAUUUCCAGCUGCUGCAGUACAAUUAGGUGACCCAGAGCCUGUUUCCCCUCUUCCUGAUGUUGACAUUUAGUUAGGUGUUUGUCAUUUUCAGUGCUUGGGCAAGAAGUCUAGCCACCCCAAGCGCUGACAUUUUCGGUUUCCAUGGCCUCACAUGUGCCAUCAAGCGAUCAGGCAACUUACAUA